Molecule: messenger RNA, 1763 nt
Organism: Pelagomonas calceolata
Lineage: Eukaryota; Pelagophyceae; Pelagomonadales; Pelagomonadaceae
Source: the annotation of a GenBank genome assembly
CACUAGCCCGCAUCGAGCUCGGUUAACAAACUGGGCCCCCACGCUGCCUCAGCGCACCUAUUUAUUGGUCUGAAGUAUUUUUCAGCCCCUGUGACUGCGUGAGCGGACACGCCAUCGACGCGAGCUACAGCCUGCAGCCUGCCAUAAAGCACCAUGGCACCACAGAUAUUUUUUAGAACAAAAGAGCAGCACGCGGCGGUCACGGAGCGGCUCCAGAUCAUGAAAGACGACCACGCGGAGUGCGAGUACAGCGCCGAGGCUUUGGAAGGUAAGGGCAAGACCGUAACUAAAUCUAUAGAAGCCGGUUUGGUCGUCCUACGCUACCGGAGGACGCCCAAGUCCGUCUUCGCGCUGCCGCGGGAGGACACGGUGCAAAUUGGAGAGCACGAGCACCUAAGGUGUCUCAAUUUACCGGGUCGGUUGCGACUCUGUGGUGCUGAUGCCACUCUGGAGGCAAGAAUCGUGUCUGAUGGGAUAGACUUUGUGGCGCGGCGCUCUUUGAAGGCGAACGAGGAGCUCACGUUCGAUUCCUGCACGACGGACUGGCGCGACUUCUCGGCGCUGCCUCGAGACGCGCAGAAAAAUAUGGAAGCCGCCGACCACCUUCGUCGAAGACUCGCGAGGAUACAAGCGCCGCACGCGGCCAUCCGCGACAUCGUCAGGGACUGCGUCGCCAAUUCCACAGAUGAAUGUGCGGAUGGCGACCAAUCACCUCUGAAAGGCCGCAGUUCGGAGUACGCCGCGGCCGAGGUCUACUGGAACCAGGGCGGCGACUACUUCAGUUCGCCGUCGUUUCUGUCGCCCUUCGCCCAGGCCUGUGCGUGUGCGGCGUCUGCUUAUGUGCCUUCGCCUUUGGUUGCCUUGGACCUCUCGACGCCUGCUCGAUGGCGUGGAGGGCUUCUCGUCUCGUCCGCGAGACGCCAUCGACGCGACGCUUGAUGCGACGCUGGACACCUCACACCGCGCAGGCGCGGCCGGCUCGCCGAAGGCCGUGAAAGCGCAGCUGCGCCAGGUCGACGCGCUCCAGCGGGAGUUCCUCGUGUCGCGGCGCGAGGGUGAUUUGAGGAGGACGUGCCUCCACGCCGUGUGCGCCGGCGCCGUGCUCCUGAAGACGUCGGACGCGGACUACGCGGGCGUCAUCAAGGAGCUUUGCGAUAACGGAGCGGACCCGAACGCGAAGGACGUGCUCGGACGGGCGCCGGUUUUUUGUCUGGCGCGGUCGCCGUCUUCUGAGGCCCUCGAGCCCAAGGCCCUCGACCUCCUAGGCAAGUUGGUAGAAAGGGGCGCCGACAUCAACACCGUCGACCGGGCGGGCAUGAACCCGCUAUUUGCGCCCUGCUUCUCCGACGACCUGCGGGCCGUCGACGCUUUAUUAAAGUUGGGCGCGGACCCGCACCGGCCCUUCCUCUUUUUUGAUGCGACCAUGCAGGCGUCGCUGUCCCAAGUGGCCGCGACGAUCCGCAUGGCUCCUCGCGUCAUUCAAGCUCUACGGGACGCGGAGGCUCAACCGUCGGACGACGCCGCGCCUUCGGCGCCGUUGCCGCAAAUGGAAAUUAAAUGUCGGGCCUGCGGCACGAAGCAGGGCCGGUUCCGGAAAUGUUCGAGGUGCAAGGCCGCCCACUACUGCUCCGUUGAGUGCCAGAAGUACGACUGGCAGUUUCAUAAAAGGACGUGCAAGCCGUGCGUCGCGGCGGCGAUGCCGGCGUCCCUUUCUGCUGGCCUGGCGUCGGGGCGGUUUUGAUAAGCUUCUUGUGGUUUUUUGA